Xylaria bambusicola is the source of this 1171-nucleotide messenger RNA. Its product is annotated as calcineurin, beta subunit. NCBI's taxonomy places the organism in Eukaryota, Fungi, Ascomycota, Sordariomycetes, Xylariales, Xylariaceae. The transcript is spliced from 4 exons. The record is from RefSeq and is a predicted model, not a curated record. Gene Ontology annotation, molecular function: calcium ion binding; calcium-dependent protein serine/threonine phosphatase regulator activity. The coding region runs from base 391 to 1017 and encodes 208 amino acids.
CUGUGUUGCUUUCGGACUUGUGGCUCACGCAGGAUGCUGUGGCGUUGUGGCGUCAAUGUGCCUAAGGUAGGUUAGGUACCUAGGUAGCUAUGCUUUGGCUGCCUAGAUUAAGUAGGUACGGAGUACUUAGGGAGAAGCGCUGAGAGCGGGCAUCUAAGCUGCCCCACGAUUUCCCCCAAGACCCUCCAACCCACUCAGCCUUACCAUCAUACAACACCAGAAUUAUCCAAAUCCGAGCUUAAGACUAAAGCUAAGACCCGAAACCAGCUUCUUUGGCUAGAAAUUCUUUAUAUUUAUCUGUCAUCGGCCUGAGAAUUUACUGCUCACCUCAACACCGGAGAACCAGCUCUCUGAUCGUGUGACCUCUUUGAGGCCGAGAGAGAUAACAACAUGGGCAACAACGCCAGUACUCUGGACAACAUUGUCCAAGGAACCAAUUUCGAUCGCGAAGAAGUAGAACGACUAAAGAAGAGGUUUAUGAAGCUUGACAAAGAUCAGAAUGGCACAAUCGAGCGUGACGAGUUCCUAAUGCUACCACAAAUAUCAUCAAAUCCGCUUGCGACGAGACUAAUAGCUAUAUUUGAUGAGGACGGUGGCGGCGACGUAGACUUCCAAGAAUUUGUCUCCGGUCUCAGUGCCUUCAGUAGCAAGGGUAACAAGGAACAAAAGCUACAAUUCGCCUUCAAAGUCUAUGACAUCGACCGGGAUGGUUACAUCAGCAACGGAGAGUUAUUUAUUGUCCUCAAGAUGAUGGUUGGUAGCAACUUAAAGGACCAACAGCUGCAGCAAAUCGUGGAUAAAACAAUCAUGGAAGCCGAUCUGGACAAGGAUGGGAAGAUCAGUUUUGAGGAGUUCACAAAGAUGGUCGAGAACACCGACGUGAGCAUGAGCAUGACUCUAGGUAAGGAUGCAUACUUGUCUUUUCUUAACGAACUUUGGUCUCGUAUCACCGCUCACCCGGUCGAGCGAACAUUGACAAGCAGACACAUGUCUUGUUGGAUGCUAACACGUCUCUAGAUCAAUUCUAGGUGACAUUUAAUCGAUUAUCAAGUUUAUCGAGUAAGCAAACGAAAAGGCGCAUUGUCCCCGGACACCCUGAUUCGUGUGUAAGCCCACCAGGGAAGAAAACCUGUACCACAGGCGACAUACCACUGCCACCUUGGCGAGCCUA